Molecule: messenger RNA, 1737 nt
Organism: Scomber scombrus (Atlantic mackerel)
Lineage: Eukaryota; Metazoa; Chordata; Actinopteri; Scombriformes; Scombridae
Product: proton channel OTOP3-like
Exons: 7
Coding region: 1-1737 (578 amino acids)
Biological process (GO): proton transmembrane transport
Cellular component (GO): membrane
Molecular function (GO): proton channel activity
Source: RefSeq, a predicted model, not a curated record
AUGAAUCUUGAUCCUGAUCCCAGUGCCAUAGAGUUGCAUUCCUCCUGUGGGUCACCUGGAAAUCCCCCCAGUGAUGAACCAGUAAGGAACUCAGACCACCUCAACCAUGAUGAAGAGGUGGAUCCGGUGCUGGUUUGGGCUCCCAGUGGGAGGCGUCUCAUCUCCGGCCUGCUGGGGAUAAAUGUGGUGCUGCUUGGAGCGGCCCUGGUUGGCGGUCAGGCUUUCAACCCCAGUGGCCUGAAGCACCAGGAGCCCCAGGUGUUCCUGCUGCUGCUGAUGGGGGUCAGUUUAGUUUGGAUGCUGUGGUAUCUGCUGUGGGCCAGGAAACAGCCCGGCAUCAGCCCACAUAAAGACCACCACGCUGGGGGACUCACUGUCACAGUGGUCCUCAUGCUCUUUGCUGCAUGCAGCCUGAUGCUGUUCAUCUGCAGGACCGGUUAUUUAAUCAAUAUGAUUGAAUGUAAACCUGCUAUUACAAUUCUCUCUAACUUCAUUGAGGUUCCCUUUCUUGGACUUCAGACAUAUUUACUGUGGGCUCACUCCAGAGACUGCAUUCACAGACACAAGAUAAUCACCAGGUCUGGGCUGAUGAUGAUCCUCUCUGCUGACCUGCUUCUCUGGCUGAACGCAGUGACAGAGGACACCAUCCACGAGGAGAUCGAGUUAGAAAGAAAAGACAGAAACACAAGCUCAUCUGAUGCAGACAUCUAUGAUUUAGCAGCCGCCAAUUCAACCUGCUGUCGGUGCAGUGUGAGUGCAGAAUGCCUCGUCUUCAGGAAAGGCUUCGAGAUCCUUUAUCCCUUCAACAUUGAGUUCUACCUGAUGGCAGGCUGCAUGAUCUACGUGAUGUGGAAGAACGUGGGCCGCAGGAUGAGCCCAGGUCCUCAUCACAUUGCGCAGAAGCUCACCUUACGUAUAGUUUAUCAUGGUGGGGUUAUAUAUGGCCUCGUGUUAGGUGGCCUGGUCCUCAUAGCAGGAGCGACUAUCUUCAUUCUCUAUCAGGUUUGGGUGAGCCAGAAUCACCGCCGAGUCACUGCCUUCCUCAUCUUUUAUGGCUACCAUUUAGUGGUCAUGCCUGUCAUGUCUCUGUGCUCCCUGGCUGGUCUGCUGAUCCACAGGCUGGAGAGGAGGGCUCUUGAGGGGGGGCACAACCCCACUAGGAGCCUGGAUGUUCUCCUCCUGGUUGCGGCAGCUGUAGGUCAGCUCGCUCUCUCCUACUUCUCCCUGGUGGCAGCCCUGGCCGUGGGGACCAAGGGGCGCCUGGGACAACUUGACCUGUCCUACUCCCUCCUCAGCCUCCUGGAGCUCAUCCUGCAGAACAUCUUCAUCAUCGAAGGCCUCCACAGGCACCCAAAUCUCUUCGCCAAGAGGAAAGAAAAGGAGCGUAGCAGCAUAUUCAAGCUAAAGAAAAAGAGUGUUGUGCCAGUACAAGAGAAGGGGAAGACUGAUAUGUCACUACUGGACACGUCAGCGCCCCCUGUUGUUCAACAGCAGGAUGAGAAAGCGCCCUGGACCAAAAGAGCAAUACAAGAAAUCUGUGCUUUCCUCAUCCUUUCUAAUAUCAUGCUGUGGAUCAUCCCUGCAUUUGGAGUCCACCCUCAGUUUGAGAACGGUCUGGGGAAAGAGUUUUUUGGCUUCAACGCUUGGUUCGUUCUGGUGAAUCUGGGUCAGCCGCUCAGCGUCUUCUACAGGAUGCAUUCAGUGGGAGCUUUAAUGGAGCUGUUCAUCUCUGCGUGA